UCUACAUUUCUUAUUUUGCUCUGGAGAGCAGUCUGAACUCUGAACUCUCUGUAUCAUGCACCAACAUAUCUUUUUCGUUCCAACAAUUUACAAGCGUAUUGAUUAUGAUUCAGAAGCACAAAUAUAAGAGAGAAUUUGUAUAGUAUGUCAGAUUCUUGCAAGAUGCCGCUGCCGCUUUUCCACCGCAACAUCUCUUUGCUGCCACUCGCGGCAAACUUUUCCGUAAUAAAAAGUGGGGUGCAACCUCGCUGCACGCACUGCAGCUCAGCUCACCCCCACAGUCCACGACCACACUGCCUCACUGCAGCAGCAGCAGCUACGAUGCCAUUGCUGAGCUCGUGGCUGUUCCACAAGCUGCGGCGGAGGAGAAGCGCGGCGAGAGGAGAACCCGACGUCGUCGAAGCGGCGAGCAAGAAGCAGCAACCUCCCAUGGCGGCGGCGGCGGCAGCGGCGCCGUGCUCGCCGUCGCCGAACAGGGCGUCGUACUACUUCGCGAGCAGAGAACGCUGUCUCCCUCCGGCUCGCGCCGCCACGGACAACCACAAGCUCCGGGACACCCGGUUCCCGCGGAGCCCGCAGCCGAACGACGACAUCGUGUUCGACGUCGUCGCCGUCUCGGCGUCGCCGGCGCGCGGCCAGUUCGACGGGAUGAAGGCGAUGCCGGAGCUCAAGCUGCGGCCCAUCCUCACCAAGCGCGCCACCGCCAAGAACGACGGCGACGAAGGUGACGCGCUGGACAGCGGCACGAGCGCGGCCGCGUCGCCGACGUCAAGGGUGCGGCGGUUCGUCCACCACGCGAAGCCGAGCAGCGGGAGGCGGAAGGGGCGGGUGGCGGCGCUGCCGGCCGACGCUACCAGCCGGAGGCGGCGGCGGCGGCGGCGGUGCCGGUGGCUGUACGAGAGCCUGGUGGUGGUGAAGGAGUCGGCCGACCCGGAGGAGGACUUCCUGGAGAGCAUGGCGGAGAUGAUCGCCGCGAACGACGUGCGCUCGCCGCGGGACCUCGAGGAGCUUCUCGCUUGCUACCUCGCCCUCAACGCCGCCGAGCACCACCGCGCCAUCGUCGGCGCGUUCCGCCGCGCGUGGCUGCACGCCGCCGCCGCCACGGCGGCGCCGCCAUCACCUAGCCCGAUCAAGUGAUCGAGAUUAUUACUACGUACGUACCAGCAAAACGCAAGAUUAAUUGCUACGUGCCCUGUACAGAGUGACCAUGCAUGUGAUGAUCGAAUUCGGUAUGAUUAAGAUGAUAGUCGUUGCACAAAUCGAUCGCAAGAUGGUUUGAUAAAAAAUGUUUGAUUCGUUUGCUCGAUCGAUCGUGCUAUGCUUCGCCGUGAUUUCGCUGCGGAUGCAAAGGUGAAGGAUGGAUGAGCGCACGCGCGUGUGUCACGGGGGCAUCCAUCGCGCUUUAUUUUUCAGAAGGGAAUCGACGCAUGCUGUCUUUACAGAUUGGAGUAGGCCUAUUCGCGUCAGAGUUUUUCUCU
This is a messenger RNA of Oryza sativa Japonica Group (Japanese rice), 1478 nucleotides long. Its product is annotated as transcription repressor OFP1. NCBI's taxonomy places the organism in Eukaryota, Viridiplantae, Streptophyta, Magnoliopsida, Poales, Poaceae. The record is from RefSeq and is a predicted model, not a curated record. Gene Ontology annotation, biological process: negative regulation of DNA-templated transcription.